GUUCAUGUAUGUGGACCAAACUGGUCCGGCUAAGCCCGGCCCAUUUGGCAGCUUGACUCGACCUUACACGAGUUGCCAAUUGCCGGCUUCAGCUGAAAGACUGAGCACUUACUACGACGUCGUUACCGCGUUCCUAACCAGUCGCGAUUACAGCCCUAUCUAAUCUCCAAAUUCAGCUUAACUCAACGAAAUUCACAAAAAUUGAUAAUUUCGAAAUCCUCAAAGAAGGCCUCACGAGAUGGCAUCGCCGGUGAUAACGCCGGAGGACGUGCUGGAAACGCUCAUGAACGAUGGAACUAUCGACGCCAUCCGGUUGAAGAUAAUCAACCAGCUUAAAGCCAAUGAGGAGCUAAAGAGUAACACAAUAAAAAUGGUGGAGCAGAGUAAGGUCCUCAAUACUCCUGGUGCUGAAAAACAGACAAAGCGAGAAUUGUUUGAUUCACUUCGACAAGAGCUUGAGGCUCCUGUACUUGAGAAGGCUUCUAGAUCAGUUUGGGACUUGAUCUUGGAUCAAAAUGGCUUGGGGAAGGAAAUCAAUGACACUGUCGAGAGAGUUUUCUGUCAACUAAGCGGUUGUGAACCUCCAUUGUUUCCUACAUCUAGCUGUGAAGCACAGCCAACGAAAGACAAGGAGGUUAGUCCUUCAUCAUCCAAGAAACGAAGUUUUAAUGAUAUGAACACGGAAGAAGCAAAUGGCAUUGCACAAGAGUCGGGCAAUGGCUCAGCCAUGCCCGAGAAUGUUACAAAAGGACCGUCACCUAGUUCCAAACAAUAGAAUUGACUUCACGACGAGGAUCUGGCUUAAGUUUGUGUUGCAGAGAGCCUGAGUGUCUCCAAUUCUAAUCUUAUUGUUUGGGCAUUGGAGAUUGGACGUUUGAAGUUGACUUACUACUUCCAUGAUCUCACCGGAAAGAAACUGGAGCAGACGUGUAAAGUAAAUACUGUUGAUAUGAUUCUUCCUUAAAAGCUACUCUCUCCGUCCGCCAAAAGUGGACCAUUUUUACUAUAUCGGGCGUCCGCAAAGAGUAUACCACUUUCCUUUUAUAAAAA
This is a messenger RNA of Salvia miltiorrhiza (redroot sage), 1050 nucleotides long. RefSeq lists its product as uncharacterized. NCBI's taxonomy places the organism in Eukaryota, Viridiplantae, Streptophyta, Magnoliopsida, Lamiales, Lamiaceae. The record is from RefSeq and is a predicted model, not a curated record. The coding region runs from base 239 to 775 and encodes 178 amino acids. The transcript has 3 exons.